Messenger RNA from Anopheles stephensi (Asian malaria mosquito), 3447 nucleotides. It is a transcript of the gene gwl, whose product is annotated as serine/threonine-protein kinase greatwall. The transcript is spliced from 5 exons. Lineage: Eukaryota; Metazoa; Arthropoda; Insecta; Diptera; Culicidae. Gene Ontology annotation, molecular function: protein serine/threonine kinase activity; ATP binding. The coding region runs from base 181 to 2622 and encodes 813 amino acids. The record is from RefSeq and is a predicted model, not a curated record. Gene Ontology annotation, biological process: intracellular signal transduction; peptidyl-serine phosphorylation. Gene Ontology annotation, cellular component: nucleus.
CACGCCCGCAGCUUGACACAUGGCCAUUUAAAUCGACAACUUGCGAGAAAAAAGCAAAGAAAAACGAACGAAACGUUCUGAAAUAAAUAAAACGUUAACAAAUUGAAAGUGUAUCUGCAACGCGUAAUGCGCACAGUUUGCGGUGUAAACAGGUGGUAAAGUGAAAUCCUCGCAAGCACGAUGGCACAAUCGGUUUCUGCGGGUGGCAAAGAGCAAUCCAUGCUGAGCGAGCAUCACACAACGCCGAAGAAAAAAGUAACAUUGGCGCUUGCUGACUGUGCCAGCGGAAACACCAGCUCGACCGAAGAUGAUUCUAUAUUUCGUACGCUAGAGAAUUUUACUGCCCAGAACGGAACGGCCAGCCCUAAGCUUCCCACCAUUAAGGACUUUAGCAUACUGAAGCCGAUCAGCCGCGGUGCGUUCGGGAAAGUGUUUCUAGGUUAUAAAAAGAGCGAUCAAAACAAACUGUACGCCAUCAAGGUGAUGCAAAAGACGGAGAUGAUCAACAAAAACAUGGUCUCGCAGGUGAUCACGGAACGGAACGCGCUGGCCCUGUCGCGCAGUCCGUACUGUGUGACGCUGUACUAUUCGCUGCAAACACUGUCCUCCGUGUAUCUCGUGAUGGAGUACAUGGUCGGUGGCGAUCUGAAAUCGCUGCUGGCCAUGUACGGGUUUUUCGACGAGCCGACGGCACGGUUUUAUGCGGCCGAAAUCUGUCUCGCGCUGCAGUACCUACACGGGCACGGUAUCGUUCAUCGGGAUAUCAAGCCGGACAAUAUGCUGGUGGCCGCUUCCGGGCACGUGAAGCUAACCGACUUUGGAUUGAGCCGUAUCGAGAUGCGAAGAGAUUUGGAAAUAUCGGACCUGAUAAACUGUUCGCCAAGUCUGAACGCACGCACACCUGGCCAGCUGCUGUCGCUUACCUCCCAUCUGUCGUUCGGUUCGCACGAUAAGCGCAUUGUGGCGGAUGCGGUUGCUGCCAGCGUUUGCUCUAAUCGCCCAAUACGGGAGGAAACUUCCGAUCACGAGUCGGACAGCUCGUUUGGCCAGUCAAGGCAGCAGAACGAUAGCAAAAUGUCCGGCGUGAGUCCAUUCUUUUCCGCGGAGCAGAAUGUAAGCUCGUGCGAAGAGGUAAAACCGUCGAACGCUCCCGAACUGACGAUCGUGGAGGAAAAGUUCGACUCGUCCUCGUACUACACAUGCAAUUCCAGUGAUGAAGGAAAAACGAGCUCGAGUGGCAGCUGUGAGUCGGUGAAGGUAGUUCGGUUGCGUUUGGAGCCGGCCGAAGGACCCGCGCCGGAGAAGGAAAACGUCGAUAGCACGAACAGUGGCGAGGAAAAGACCAGACUGAAAGAUCCGUUCGAAUGUUUGAUGGUUUCGAAAAGGCUGCAUCAAAAUUACACAGAAGAUUCCGGCGUUUCGAGCAGAAAGAGUGACAUAUCCAACAUCCCGUGCGAGCUGUCCGCGAUCGAAAAGGUGGAAAACCAUUCGAACAACAGCAAUAAGGAUUUUAGCUCGGACUUUUCGAGGAGUUACAGCAUGAGCAACAUCACUGAGAUCUCCCACUCACCGGUGCGGAACGGUAUGCGUGGCUUUAAAAGGCCCGAUUUUCUAAGAGGCAUGAAAAGGGGAAGAAAUCUGGCGAAUCGAGUGGAUUCCUUGGCGUCGGACGGGGACGGUGCCAGUACGGGACUCACGCAGGAAAUCGACGUGCUGGACAUCUGUGGUGAGAUGCAUCGGAGUACGCCCAAAAAACGCAAAGCAGCAUCUCCGAUCAAGGGCGUUCUGAAGGUCCGUUCGCUUUCUGACGAUGAGAUGCAAACGGGCGAGAACGUUCUGAUCGCGAACGUCAUGUUCUCGACGCCCGUUUCUUCGCAAAAGAUACGCCGCGAAGGUGGCCAGCUGGGCAAAUUGAAAAGCACCCGCUUCCAGCUACCGUCCUCGAUCGAUCAAUCGCGCAAGGUGAAAGCGUACAGCGAAGCGUUGCCACCGCAUUUCAUCAAAAUGCCGGAUGAAUCGGUCAUGUCACCGAUCUGCACCAACAACACGGCUACGGUUGAGUGCGACAGUACGGCUGGCGCUGAUGCCGGUGGACCGGCGAUCGAGAAUACGCCGAAAGCCGUGAAAACACCGUUCCGCACACCGAAAUCGGUACGUCGAGCGCCGCUGGUAUCGGACGAGCGAAUACUCGGCACGCCCGACUAUCUGGCACCGGAACUGUUGCUGCAGCAGGGCCACGGUCCGGCGGUGGAUUGGUGGGCACUCGGUGUCUGUCUGUACGAGUUCCUGACCGGUGUGCCACCGUUCAAUGACGAGACGCCCCAGAAAGUGUUCGAAAACAUACUCGGGCGGCUGAUCGAAUGGCCGACGGGCGAAGAGUCGCUUUCGGUGGAAGCGGUCGACGCGGUCGAACAGUUGCUCGAGAUGGAUCAAACGAAAAGGCCGGCGGCGGAACAGAUGCAACGGAUGUCGUUCUUUGCCUGUAUCGAUUGGCAGCACAUGAACCUGCUGGAGCCACCGUUCAUACCGAACCCGGACGAUCCGCAGGAUACUGGGUACUUUGAGGCGCGCAACAUCAUGCAGCACCUGAAGCUGUCCAACUUCAAUUUGGACGCUUUUUAGCGAGGUGCGCUGCCAACAAACGCGGAACACAGCUGGAUACUGGCCGUAAGAAUGUACGUUUGAAGGUAAGCCCGAGGACGUUUGGGACGUUUUUAAUACAGUUUGUACCACUACGCAACGGUUAGACUGGUUAGAUAAGAGCCGAUAGGACGUGAGAGGGAGCGCAGGGUUAAUAUAUUAAAGUAAUUGUUACUGUAAGCAGCUUGUUAUGACCAAUUGUGACAUUCGUGAAUGAUUUCGUUUGUUUUAAUUUAUUGCCUAAGUAACGCGGGUGGGAUGCUUUAGUAGUAAUGUGAUAUUGCGAGCACUGAACUGAAAAAAAUGGAACAGGACAGACUCGGACAACAACAAAAAAACAGAACUGACUCGAGUGAUUGAUGUUUGCUAAACUUUGAAACGGAAAUACGAGUGCGCAACAUAUUAGCCGGCAGUUGGCCGAGAACUAGAAGAUGAAACAGAUGGUAGAAAUGGGUCAAUCUUGAUAAGGGAGCGAGUUGUGAUUCUUGUGACGUUGUUUGGGUAAACAUGGUGCGGUCGCAUCUACGGUUGCAUAAAACAUCAGAUCGAUAGCCGGGAAGGACGAUAAGGCGGAUUGCGGAUGUGCGGAAUUUCUUUCAAACUGUAACGAGAGCAGGAAACAGGUGGGCCGCAUCUCCGCUUUAUCUGCCCAUUUAAACCGCCAUCAAUCUUUACGAUGGAAAACAGAGAAACAGAGUCACGCAGCGGAAAUGGGAGUAGUUUUUAAAGGCAUUUUUAUUACUGCGUAAUCGCUCGUACUUUUUUUCAACAAACAAAUGGGUGUAAAUAAAAAGACUAUUUGAAGUA